Racocetra fulgida is the source of this 189-nucleotide messenger RNA. NCBI's taxonomy places the organism in Eukaryota, Fungi, Glomeromycota, Glomeromycetes, Diversisporales, Gigasporaceae. The record is from the annotation of a GenBank genome assembly.
AUGCAGCCUUCACCAUCUCCUUCCGGUCAAUCAUUUCAACAACCUCCUUUUAACGCAAUAAAAAGAUUACAAAAAGAAUUAGAAGAAUUAAAUACAAUGAAUUCAAUAACAACUAAUAUUCAGCUUUAUAAUGACCUUAGUUCACGGAUAACUGUAGUUCGAAAAGAAAUGAAAGAAGAAGAAGAAUGA